CGUGCUCGUUACUACCUGCCUCAGUGCGCCUGCCCUCCAACAGUCGCAACGGCAGACGUCAGCGUGAGCUGUUCGCGACCCUCACACCCGCCUGCGAUUGCGCCUGCGACUAAGCCCUUCUUUUGUUUGGUUCUGCUGUGGUGUGCUGCUGGGGGGUGGUGCGUAUUGGCUGGCUGGACAACGGGAAAUUCGUUGCGAAGCGGAAGCGCAAACAGCGAGCAGAAGGAGAGGGCAGACGCAGAGGCAGGACUGCUCUCACUGAGUGGCUUGGUGGUGUUGCUUCUUGCUUGGUUGCUUGGUUGCUUCGUCGUGGUAGCAGUGGUGGACGCUGGAGUGGUGCUGGUGCGGGACGAGGGGCGAGGGACAAGGUUGUUGUUGUUGUUGUUGUCGACACACACAGAGACACGCAGACCACGCACAGACACACAACGCAGCAUCAAGCAGGAUGGAGGACAUGUCGGCGGAAGAGCGGGUGCUGAAGAUGGCGCAGCGCGGCGAGUAUCGUCACUUGGGGGAUCUGUUGGACGGUGUUGGUGACGAAGUGGAGGUGCAGCGCUUGUUGGCACAUCAGGAUGAGGACGGAUACACGCCCUUGCACCGCGCAUCCUACAACGGCCGCGUCAGAACCAUCAAGCUGCUCCUCUCACGAGGAGCCAAGGUGGACAUCAAGACAAACGAGGGGUGGCAGCCGCUGCACUGCGCAACGCGAUGGAACCAGCUUGAGGCCAUGGAGCUGCUGCUGCGGGCGGGCGCAGAUGUCAAUGCCACAACAAAUGGAGGUCUUACACCCCUGCUCCUAGCCGCUUCCAGGCCCGAUUGCAAAGAGGCCACUGCGCACCUCCUCCUCCGCACAGAUGUCGAUCUUGCACACGCCACCGCCGCCGGAGAGACUGUCGCCGAUGAAUGA
This is a messenger RNA of Salpingoeca rosetta, 907 nucleotides long. RefSeq lists its product as uncharacterized. The record is from RefSeq and is a predicted model, not a curated record. Gene Ontology annotation, molecular function: protein binding. The transcript is spliced from 4 exons. The coding region runs from base 446 to 907 and encodes 153 amino acids. NCBI's taxonomy places the organism in Eukaryota, Choanoflagellata, Craspedida, Salpingoecidae.